AUGCCUCCAAGAAUUGAUCCUACUCGCAUCACAAAUGGUGAUGUUGAUUCUGUAUAUUACGUUCACCCGAGUGAAGGUCCACACUCUGUAAAUAUCGCACCUCAACUCAAUGGUUCGAAUUACAUUUCUUGGUCCCAAUCCAUGGAACGUGCUCUAAGUGCCAAGAACAAGAUUGCGUUCAUCAAUGGCUCCAUUCCUAUUCCACGUGACACUGAUCUUAAUCGUCUUGCAUGGGAACGCUGCAAUUGCCUCGUUCACUCUUGGAUCAUGAAUUCUGUGAAUCCUCCUAUUGCUCAAACUAUAGUGUUUUUGGAAAAUGCUCUCGAUGUGUGGAAUGAUCUCAAGGAAAGAUUUUCCAAAACCGACCGUGUUCGUGUAUCUAAUCUGCGUACUGCAAUCAACAAUCUCAAACAAGACUCUAAAUCUGUGCUUGAUUAUUUCACUGAAUUACGAGGUUUUUGGGAGGAGUUAAACUCUCAUAGGCCAAUUCCCAGUUGCACUUGUCCUCAGCCAUGCAGAUGCGAAGCUAUGCGUAGUGCUCGUGAAUUUCGUCUCGAGGAUCAAAUCAUUCAAUUUCUCACAGGUUUGAAUGAUACAUUUUAUGUCAUCAAAACUCAAGUUCUUUUAAUGGAUCCUCUUCCUUCUAUAAACAGAGUUUAUUCUAUGGUUGUUCAAGAAGAAAGUAACAAUGUUUCCUUAGUUCCUAAAGUUGAUUAUGUACCUGUUCUUAAUGAGGCUAACACCCUCAUCAAUGCCUAUGAUUCAAAAAAUUUGUUGAUCAUGGUAAAUCUUCACACUAUAAUAAUAAUUCUUCUAACCCUAGAAAAGAUGGUAGAGUUUGCACAUUGUCACGGGACUGGUCAUACCAUUGAGGUUUGCUAUCGCAAACAUGGAUUCCCUCCCAACUUUUAUAAGAAGCAAACAUCUGCUAAUGCCUCUAGUGCAACUACCAGUGAUAAUCAGUCUUUGGUUCAUAUUGGUGAAGAGGCUUCUACACCUAUCCCUGGUGCCAGCAUUACUAAGGAGCAAUAUGCUCAAUUGAUUGGCUUGCUACAACAAACGAAUUUGUUGCCUUCUUUACAAACCACAUCUUCUACUAUCAACCAUAUUUCCACUCAUUCUGGUCCUUUACCAAAUGAGACUUCAGGUAUAAUAUUUGUGUCCACUAUUACUUGUGUUAGUCAUGCAAAGCCUGAUUAUUGGAUUCUUGACUCAGGAGCCAAUGAUCAUGAUAUGAGAACCAAGAAGAUGAUUGGUUUGGCUAGGCAAAUUGAAGGACUGUACAGACUCAUCACUGAAGUUGGAUGCCUUGCUACAUCAUUUUUCUCAUCACCAAUUACCAGUUCCAGUCCUUCCUUGUCUAAGUCUUCUAUUUCCAUGAAUAAUUGUACAAUAAUACCUAAACAAGCAAUUUGGCAUUUUAGACUUUGCCAUUUAUCUCAUGAUAGUCUCAAUCAGUCUCGAGCUACUCAGCCUUAUGAGCUCUUACAUUUUGACAUAUGGGGUCCUGUCUCUAUUAAUUCCAUACAUAAUCAUAAAUACUUCUUAACUGUUGUUGAUGAUUUUGGAAGAGCUCUCCUUUUUCAAUCUAAUCUUCCCAAAUCCUUUUGGUCUUAUGCUGUCAAUUAUGGAGCUUAUAUUAUCAAUAGAGUUAAUACACUCUUACUCAAUAAUCAAUCCCCUUAUCACAUGCUCUACCAUUCCCCACCUGACAUUAGCCAAGUUAAGGUAUUUAGUUCUCUUUGUUAUGCCUCCACUCUCUCCCACCAUAGAACCAAACUUGACACUCGUGUUAUAAAAUUAGUCUUUCUUGGUUAUGUUGUUGGCUAUAAAGGCUCUAUAUUACUUGAUUUACAUACACACACUAUCUUCAUUUCCAAAAAUGUCACCCAUCAUGAGCACAUCUUACCUUACACUAGUCCUUCUCAAAGUCCCACACAAAAUUGGCAAUACUUCAGGUCCAUAACCAACCAAAACAAUCCUGAUUCAUCAACAUUUGAUGAUCCUCCAUCUAUCAUAACCCAUAAUGAUUCUCCUACAGGAUCUUCACAUUCAUCUCCUAUUCAUGAUCAAACCCUCUCUCCUAAUACUUCUACUGUUCAACCUAACCCUACCCCUCGUGUUUCUUCCAGAGCAAGGCAUCCACCAUCUCACCUCAAAGAUUAUGUCUGUGCAACCUUCAAUGAUGCACAAACAGAUUCAUCUUCAGGUACCCCUAAUUCCAUUUCUAAUUUUCUGUCCUAUUCAAAUAUAUCUCCUUCACAUUCUCGUUUUAUAUUUUCUAUCUCUACUAACGAUGAACCUAAAACCUAUAAAGAGGCAUGCAAAUUUGAUUGUUGGAAUCAAGCUAUGAAACUUGAGCUUGAGGCUCUUGAGAAUACUGGUACAUGGAAAAUUGUGGAUCUUCCAUCCAAUGUGAAACCAAUUGGCUGUCGUUGGUGUAAUACGGCCAGUCUUAUAUGGUUUGAAAAGCUGAAUUCUCUCCUCAUUGGCCAUGGUUACACACAAGCUCCAUCUGAUCACUCUUUGUUUGUUAAGAAAACAUCAUCAUCCUUCACAAUUUUACUUUUCUAUGUUGAUGAUGUAAUCUUGGCAGGUGAUUAUCUACAUGAAUUCCAACUCAUGAAGAAUAUUUUACAUCAGGCAUUCAAGAUCAAGGACCUCGGUGUUCUCAAAUAUUUCCUUGGUUUGGAAGUGGCUCAUUCGAGCAAGGGCAUAUCUGUUUGUCAGCGAAAAUAUUGUCUUGAUCUCCUCAAUGAUUCAGGAUUUUUAGGUUCUAAACCAGCUACCACACCUUAUGAUCCUUCCAUCAAACUGUGCCAUGACAAUAGCCCUCCUUUUGAUGAUGUUCCUUCUUAA
Messenger RNA from Vicia villosa (hairy vetch), 2859 nucleotides. RefSeq lists its product as uncharacterized. Lineage: Eukaryota; Viridiplantae; Streptophyta; Magnoliopsida; Fabales; Fabaceae. The transcript is spliced from 5 exons. The record is from RefSeq and is a predicted model, not a curated record. The coding region runs from base 1 to 2859 and encodes 952 amino acids.